This is a messenger RNA of Saxophila tyrrhenica, 621 nucleotides long. RefSeq lists its product as uncharacterized. Gene Ontology annotation, biological process: superoxide metabolic process. NCBI's taxonomy places the organism in Eukaryota, Fungi, Ascomycota, Dothideomycetes, Mycosphaerellales, Extremaceae. The record is from RefSeq and is a predicted model, not a curated record. Gene Ontology annotation, molecular function: superoxide dismutase activity; metal ion binding. The coding region runs from base 1 to 621 and encodes 206 amino acids. The transcript has a single exon.
AUGGCAUACACUCUGCCUCCACUCGGCUAUUCUUACGAUGCCCUUGAACCACACUUCGAUGCAAUGACCAUGGAGAUCCACCACUCGAAGCACCACCAGACCUACGUUACGAACCUCAACGCUGCACUCAAGGACCAUGAGAUGUCCUCCUUGUCCGUCGACGAGGUGAUCAGGCAGAUGGACAAAGUGCCGUCCGACAAAAAGGCUGCCGUCCGCAAUCAUGGCGGUGGUCAUGCCAACCAUUCAUUCUUCUGGAAGAACCUCAAGAUGGGCACCACGCUGUCUGGAGAUCUCGAGUCUGCGAUCACGGCGAAGUUCGGCAGCAUCGAAGAGUUCAAGGCACUGUUCGAGAAGACGGCCACAACGGUCUUCGGGUCCGGGUGGGCUUGGUUGGUCGUGCAAAACGGCGAGCUUGCGGUUGUUAAGACCGCGAACCAGGACUCGCCUCUCAUGGGAGAAGUGAUCUCCGGCACAAGCGGCUUUCCGAUCAUCGGGCUUGAUGUUUGGGAGCAUGCGUAUUAUUUGAAGUACCAGAAUCGCAGGCCUGAUUAUAUCAAGGCAUUCUGGAGCGUGCUGAACUGGGAUGAGGCAACGAAGAGAUAUGCGCAGCGUCCGAUGUAG